AUGGCCCGUGGCAACCAGCGCGAAAAGUCCCGUCAGGCCAACCUUAAGAAGCAGGCCGAGGAAGCCAAGAGAAAGGGAAACUCCAUGAGCGGCUCCCAGAUGCAGCACGCCAAGGAGGCGAACGCCGAUAUUAUGCGACAGAAGCAGGCUGCUGCUGAGGCUCGCAAGGCUGCCGAGGGCAAGAAAUAG
Fusarium falciforme is the source of this 189-nucleotide messenger RNA. RefSeq names its product 4F5 domain-containing protein. The record is from RefSeq and is a predicted model, not a curated record. The transcript is spliced from 3 exons. Bases 1 to 189 code for a protein of 62 amino acids. Lineage: Eukaryota; Fungi; Ascomycota; Sordariomycetes; Hypocreales; Nectriaceae.